AUUUUAGAUUCAAGUUAUACAUCAUCAUAAUUAACGGCAUAUUAUAUAACAGAUAAAAUAACGUGUUAAUUUUAAAAGUUGUCAUUAUUAAAUUGUCAAUAUUUGUUGAUUAUCGCAUACUUAUAUUUAACGACAUUUCAUUACAAAUUUCAAGUUUUCUCAUGCUAUAAAUCGAUAUCAUUAAAACUGUUCAAUAAUCGAUUCAAUUAAUCAUUUUGCGUGAUUAAUAUAAAGUUAAAUCGACUAACUCCAGUCUAGCUAAUACAUUGUUUUUACUUAUUAGAUUUGGUAUGGAUUCGUAUAAUAUAGUCGGUGUCCUUGGGCGCGGUGCUUUUGGGGUAGUUGAAUUGGUUAGGGAUUUCAAUUUGAAAAAAAUGGUCGUUAUGAAAACCAUCCAAAUCAAAUCUAUGUCAACAGACGACUUAAAGGAAGCCAUUAAGGAAACUCGUAUUCUUGAAAUGUUGGAUCAUCCUAACAUCAUAAAAUAUUAUAACAGUUUCCAAAGUGAACAUAACUUCCAUAUUGUAAUGGAAUACGCAACGCACGGUACUCUUGAAAAUUUUGUUUUGAAAUGUUCACGUACGUCGGAUCAUAUAGUUCAAAAUUGUGUACUAAAUAUAUUUAGCCAACUUACAAUGGCUGUAAAUUACAUUCACAAAAUGAAAAUCAUACACAGAGAUAUAAAUCCAAUGAACAUUUUGCUAACAGGAAGUCAAGGUACCGUCAUUAAACUUGGUGACUUUGGAGCUUCUCACAUUUUAACUGGUGAAAAAGUUACUAGUGGAAAUAAUUGUACACCUUGCUAUAUGUCCCCUGAACAAUGUUGUGGGAAACCUCUAAGACUCAAAAGUGAUAUUUGGCAGAUUGGCUGCGUUUUGUAUUACUUAAUGAGUAUGAAACAUCCUUUUUACGGACAAAGUUUAGCCGAGCUAGUAUCUUGCAUCGUCGAAGGCGUUUUGAACCCGAUGACAACACGAAAGUAUUACGAUAUUGAUUUAGUAAGACUUGUUUAUGAACUUUUAAAUCGUGAUCCAACAGCCAGGCCAGAUGCAUCUGAAAUACUUUCACAUCCUCACAUAUUGCCUUAUAUUCUUAAUUCUACUUCCCAUCGGUUCAAAUCGAGUAGAACAUCAAUUGGUUACAAGUAGGUUUUUUUUAAACAUAUAUUUAUACGUACAGCUAUUAUUUUGUGAACAGUUAAUAUGAAUUUUUUUUGUAUGUCUUAAAAAAAUUUUUACGACUCAAACUGACUAUUAAGGGUUCUUGUUUAAUUUAUAUAGUCGAUUGUUAUUAUUUUUUUUUUUAAAUUAAGUUACCAUUUUUGUUGUAAAAAUUAGUUUGAAUAAAUUGGAAAUAUAUAAAAUGUGAGUAUCUAAAAUGUUUCCUUUAUAAGUGUUUAAUUUGUAAAGUAGAAACAAAUAUAAUGUUUAUGAGUG
Molecule: messenger RNA, 1436 nt
Organism: Adelges cooleyi (spruce gall adelgid)
Lineage: Eukaryota; Metazoa; Arthropoda; Insecta; Hemiptera; Adelgidae
Product: serine/threonine-protein kinase Nek8-like
Exons: 6
Coding region: 291-1148 (285 amino acids)
Biological process (GO): protein phosphorylation
Molecular function (GO): ATP binding; protein kinase activity
Source: RefSeq, a predicted model, not a curated record